AAGAUUUAUGAGUUUUUUUAUGGAGGUUUUAUUCAUUCUUUUAAUAUGUGUGGAUCUUUUUUUUCUUUUGAAAAUAAUAGAAAGACUAUUGAUAAUCAGACUCGUUUAAAGACUAGAAAGUUUAUAUAGAACAGAAUGAUUUUCAACGACUAUUAAAAAUUUUUCCAUCAAACACAGUUGAAGAACAUUGAAUAUAAUUAUUGUUUUUAUUUUUGUUUCAAAACGUACUUCUAAAUUAAAUUUACUCAAGAUUUAUAUUUUUUCUCUCAAAAAAAACUAAUUGAUGAAGAAUCCAACCUCUAUGUGUUCAGGCAAAAUACAUAAACUGUGUGAUAAAUAAAUUUUGGGAAAAACCGUUUUUCCAACCUAUAUCGCGCAUGGAAAAACAUUUUGGGAUAUUGCUAGCCAUGAAGCUAGGUUUAACUCUUUCUUUAACGAGGCCAUGGCUAGUGAUAGCUCAGUUGUCAGGGAGGUGGUUAUUAGCAAGUGCAAGGAUGUGUUCACGGGGAUGAAUUCGCUUGUUGAUGUAGGAGGCAGCAUAGGAAUUAUGGCCAAGGCCAUAGUUGAAACAUUCCCGGACUUAAAGUGUUGGAUCUCCCACACGUGGUUGCUGGUAUCCAAGAUGACCAUAAUUUGAGUUUUCUUGGAGGUGAUAUGUUUGAGUCCAUUCCUCCUGCAGAUGCAAUCAUGUUAAACAUGAUAUUUCAUGUACUGGGGGACGAAGAUUGCCUGAAGGUACUCAAGAAAUGCAAAGAGCCCAUAACAAGUAACAAUGAGGAGAGGUCCGGAAAGUUGAUAAUCAUAGACACACUAAUGGGAAAUAAAGAUUGGAUUAAGCAAUCAACUGAGACCAUACAGCUCUAUGAUCUUGAAAUGAUGGUCUUUGUCUCCGGUCAGGAGAGGACCGAGAAAGAAUGGGCUAAGGUCUUCUUUGAUGCUGGAUUUAGCAGCUACAAUAUAAACCCUGUUCUAGGCUUAAGGUCAAUCAUUUAGGUUUUAUCUUUAAGAAUAUCAAAAUCUCUAUGUACCUAUUUUUAUUCCUAAACAAUAAUUGAUGUAAUGAAUAAUUA
Molecule: messenger RNA, 1070 nt
Organism: Ricinus communis (castor bean)
Lineage: Eukaryota; Viridiplantae; Streptophyta; Magnoliopsida; Malpighiales; Euphorbiaceae
Product: trans-resveratrol di-O-methyltransferase-like
Exons: 2
Coding region: 655-993 (112 amino acids)
Biological process (GO): methylation
Molecular function (GO): S-adenosylmethionine-dependent methyltransferase activity; O-methyltransferase activity
Source: RefSeq, a predicted model, not a curated record